AUGCUUCGCGCUGCAUCCAGUUUCCGAUUGAUUUCACGCAAAGGUGUUGCGUCUGCCGCAUCAGCACGCACUUCUGGAGUGUGAGUUUUUUGCGGGUGAUUUGAAACCAAGUUUUGCUCAACUUCUAAUAAAAUGGCACACAUCGAAUUGUGAUAAUCAAUUCUAAAAUUUCAACAGACAACAAAUUUAUUCUAAAAACUACUACCCUUUCUCAAAUGUUUGUUCAUAACUUGAGCAUCUGAAAUAAACCUUCUCCCCUCAAUCUUUUCACAUUUCAGUCCAGUCGAUCAGCGUGAGGGAAAAGAAAUCUACACCACAGUAGGAAUUGAUUACAAUGAGCCAAAAUUCGACAAAAUCCUCAUCGCCAAUCGUGGAGAAAUUGCAUGCCGUGUCAUCAAAACCGCCAGAGCUAUGGGUAUCAAAACCGUUGCUGUUCACUCAGAUGUUGACAGCAAUUCACUUCAUGUCAGACUUGCCGAUGAGGCCGUUUGUGUUGGUGAGGCUCCAACUGCCAAAUCAUAUCUUCGUGCUGACAGAAUUCUUGAGGCUGUUAAACAAACUGGAGCUCAAGCUGUAAGUUUUUACCUGGAGAUAUCAUAUUAUUUUAAAAUUACAAUUCCAAUGUUAUAGGUCCAUCCAGGAUACGGAUUCUUGUCUGAGAACACCCAUUUCGCUGCUCAACUCGAACAAGCUGGUGCCAAAUUCAUCGGACCUAACUCAAAAGCCAUUCUUGAUAUGGGAGACAAGAUUCAUUCCAAGAAAAUCGCCACAGCCGCCAAGGUUAACAUGAUUCCUGGAUUCGACGGUGAAAUUGCUGAUGAAGAUAUGUGCGUUAAGAUUUCAAACGAAAUUGGAUAUCCAGUAAUGAUCAAGGCUUCCGCCGGAGGUGGUGGAAAAGGAAUGAGAACUGCGUGGAACGACAAACAAGCUCGUGAAGGAUACAGACUUUCAAAACAAGAAGCUGCCUCGUCUUUCGGUGAUGAUCGUAUGCUUGUUGAGAAGUUUAUUGACAAUCCAAGACACAUUGAAAUGCAGGUAAGUAUAAAUACGGUUUAAGGCACUUUUCAUAAGUUUCGUAGCAUAGAAAACCCUUCAUUCGUAACAAAAAUAGCGCAUAAUAAAUAGAAACUUUGAAAGCCUUUGAAAAUAUGAAUGUGUAUCCUUCUCUCACUUCAGGUUCUCUGUGACAAACAUGGAAACGGUAUCUGGCUCAACGAACGUGAAUGCUCAAUUCAACGUAGAAACCAAAAAGUAAUCGAAGAAGCUCCAUCAAGCUUUGUUCCACCAGAGAUGAGAAAACGUAUGGGAGACCAAGCUGUUCAACUCGCCAAAGCCGUCGGUUACGAUUCGGCCGGAACUGUCGAAUUCUUGGUUGAUUCAAAGAGAAACUUCUACUUCUUGGAAAUGAACACUCGUCUUCAAGUAGAGCAUCCAAUCACUGAAUGUAUUACCGGUAUCGAUAUUGUUCAACAAAUGCUUCGCGUUUCUUAUGGUCACAAACUUCCAAUCACUCAAGAACAAGUUCCACUCAACGGAUGGGCUUUCGAAUCUCGUGUUUAUGCUGAAGAUCCAUACAAAGGAUUCGGUCUUCCAUCAGUUGGACGAUUGUCAAGAUAUGUUGAACCAAGACAUGUUGAUGGAGUCAGAUGCGAUUCAGGAAUUCGUGAGGGAUCAGAAAUCUCAAUCUACUACGAUCCACUCAUUUGCAAACUUGUUACCCAUGGAGACAACCGCGAACAGGCACUCAACCGUAUGAGUGAAGCUUUGGAUAACUAUGUCAUCCGUGGUGUCACUCACAAUAUCCCACUUCUCCGUGAUAUUGUUCAAGAAGAACGUUUCCGCUCUGGUAACAUCACCACCAAAUAUCUUCAAGAAGUCUACCCAGAAGGAUUCCAAGGAGCCACUUUGACUUCAUCGGAGCAAGACACUGUUAUUGCAUUUGCUUCAGCUCUCAAUGCUCGCAAACUUGCUCGUGCCAACCAAUUCUUGAAUCAACAAAAACACAAAUCCACUCAUGUUGAUUCAUUGCACAAGACCUAUAAAUUUGUCUCAUCCCUCCCAGCUAAAGAAGGAGCCAAGCCAGUAGAAAACACUGUUGAAGUCACCUUCGUGAAUGGAAAUCCAAAUGAAGCCAAUGUCACAGUCAACGGCAAAGCUAUUUCUAUCAAAGGAAAUACCAACUUGGCCCUCCCAACUAACAACUUGGAAGUCGAUGGAGAACACGUAAGUUUUGAAUAAUUGUAUGAGAAUCUCGAGCAUAAACAACUUUCAGGUUGUCACUCAAAUCGUUGCCAAACGCGCUGGUGAAAUCACUGUCUUGUACAAGGGAACACCAUUCAAGGUGUCAGUUUUGCCAGAACAAGCUGUUGAAUAUCUUCAAUAUAUGAAGGAGAAGGCCAAGGUUGAUCUUUCAACUGUCAUUCUUUCACCAAUGCCAGGAGCUAUCAAGAAUGUCAAUGUUAAGGUGAGUUUUCAUUGUUUUUUUGCUGAAAACGAACACUGUAUUUCGAAAAUCGUUGUGGAACUGAAAAUUCUCAAUGAAAUGAACUUUGAACUAAACAAAACAGAUUUGAUUUCGAGCUGAAAAUGUAAAAUUAUUUCAUAACUCUUCAAUAGGCCUCCGAUUUAUUUUUCGAUUUUCAAGCCAGAAUUAAAAAAAAAAUAUCGAUUCUAAAAAUGUAUAAUUUAGAAGUUGAAUUUAAGAACGUUAUUAAAAAUAAAAAACAAACACAUAGAUUUUUAACAAUAAAUCAAUCAUUUUUUCCCAGGUUGGUGACAUGGUUAGCGAAGGACAAGAGUUGGUUGUUAUGGAAGCUAUGAAAAUGCAAAACAGUCUUCACGCCGGAAAAACUGGAAAAGUCAAGACAGUCAAUGUGAAAGUUGGAUCAACUGUUGAUGAAGGAGAGGUUCUUGUCGAAUUGGAAUAG
Caenorhabditis angaria is the source of this 2927-nucleotide messenger RNA. The record is from the annotation of a GenBank genome assembly. Lineage: Eukaryota; Metazoa; Nematoda; Chromadorea; Rhabditida; Rhabditidae.